AUGGAUAGUAAGCUACCAAGCUUGUUCCCACGCAAGCAUUACUUGGAUAUCAUCGAUGACGCUUGGAUUAUUGAUACCCUAUCUGACGAUGAAAUUGAAGUGCCUCCUGAACUUGAUUUUGACUUGAAUGAAAGUGAAAGCCCUUCCGGUGAAUCGCCAAUAUGGGCUGCAGACGAGAAAGUGGAUCGGUGGAAUGACCUGGGAUUGGAUCAAUGGGUCAAAGACACAGCAUAA
Messenger RNA from Peronospora belbahrii, 234 nucleotides. Lineage: Eukaryota; Oomycota; Peronosporomycetes; Peronosporales; Peronosporaceae. The record is from the annotation of a GenBank genome assembly.